Molecule: messenger RNA, 5719 nt
Organism: Branchiostoma belcheri (Belcher's lancelet)
Lineage: Eukaryota; Metazoa; Chordata; Leptocardii; Amphioxiformes; Branchiostomatidae
Product: intersectin-1-like
Exons: 49
Biological process (GO): positive regulation of Rho protein signal transduction
Molecular function (GO): guanyl-nucleotide exchange factor activity; protein binding; calcium ion binding
Source: RefSeq, a predicted model, not a curated record
GGUCCACUUUCCUCGCAUAUGGUUGAAGAGUGAUCAACCAAUCACAACAUGGAACAUAUAUAUGCUAAUUAGGUAUCGCAGCGGUGUGUAAUCGUUGAAUGUGCCAGAAUUUCCGUGCAGUUUUACCUCCAUUUUGGGCCGAUCUGCGGCUUUUAGCAAUCGGACCUGCACAGAAUUCCUCAAGAGGAACAAGAGGAGGAACCUGGGAGCGUUGUGGAUGUGCAAACGGGAGCGAUAAAGACUAUCUGAUGGUGAGGCCGCCCAGAAGGCUGGAACUGAGAAAGUAUUGAUGUUUUACUGACGACAUCGUACAAGAGAACAGCUGCUUUGACAUCACAACAUCUGCAGUUGCAAUCAAGGUUUGUAAUGCUGUGACCAGCAACCAAAAUGGCGCAAGUGGGAGGAGGAUUUGGAGGCCAAGGCCAGUGGGCCAUCACAGUUGAGGAGAGGGCCAAGCAUGAUGCACAAUUCUAUGGACUCAAACCUGUCAAUGGUUUCAUCACAGGUGGUCAAGCCAAGGAUUUCUUCUUGCAGUCCCAGCUUCCACCCCCAGUGUUGGCCCAAAUAUGGAGCCUAGCUGACAUGAACCAGGAUGGUCGGAUGGACAAACAUGAAUUCUCCAUCGCCAUGAAACUCAUCCAGAUGAAGCUGAAAGGUUUCGAGCUCCCCAAAGUUCUUCCGGCCAGCCUGAAAGGACCCCCCACCCCAGUCAUGGGGUCAUUCCCAUCCCAAGCCAUGAGCAUACCAACCUCACAGCCAGUCUCCCAGGGCAUGGUGGGAUACGGCACCCUGCCGCCACCUGUAGCCAAUGGCGGCAUGGGCAUGAUGAGGUCAAUGACCCCUGGUCCAACCAUGAGUGGGAGCCAGACACUUCCCAAGUCAGCCAUGCCGCUCCAGCGCUCUUCCUCGUUUGGAUCACAGGAGUUGUCGACAUCGCCGACUCGCGGGCGGGCAGGGUCCUUCACGGCGGACUGGGCCAUACCCACGCAGUCCAAACUCAAGUACAACCAGUUCUUCAACAGUCACGACAGAACAAGAUCUGGCUUCAUAACAGGUGCACAGGCCAAGAAUAUAUUGCUGCAGACUGGUUUACCACAAGGAGCACUGGCACAAAUUUGGCAACUAUCAGAUGUUGACAAUGACGGAAAGCUGACGCAGGAAGAGUUUGUCCUGGCCAUGCAUCUCACGGAUGUGGCGAAGGCUGGUCCUCUGCCGGGAACACUGCCUCCCGAGCUCGUUCCUCCGUCGUACCGCCGCGUACGCUCGGGCAGCCAGACAGAAGCCCAGUUUGCCUCGCUUGUCUCCCCGCGUGGGUGGGGGAGCCUGCGGUCCCCAGGUCCUACAGGAAUGAUGCAGCCCCCUGUGGGUAUAGGAGUGGCCCAGCUCAUCACACAGCCCAGUCUGGAUGGACAGUCAGGGGCAGGCAGUGAGGAUGAAGCAGACAAGAAACAGAUCCUUCCUGUGUCGUAUGAGGAUAAGAAAAGAGAGAACUUUGAGCUGGGCCAACAGAUUUUGGAACAAAAAAGACAAGCACUCCUGGAGCAAGAAAGGAAGGAAAAGGAAAGAAGAGUUGCAGAAGAAAGAGCAGAGCAUGAAAGAAGAGAGAGAGAAAGACUGGAGCAAGAGCGCAGAAGACAGAUGGAGAUAGAAAAACAGCUGGCCAAGCAGAGAGAGAUAGAGAUGGAAAGAGAAGAGCAGAGGAGGAAAGCUGAAGAACAGAGAGAGGCGGCCAAGCGAGAACUGGAGCGUCAGCGUCAGUUGGAGUUGGAACGUCAGAAGAAGCAGGCUCUCGAGAACCAGCGGAUUAAAUUACAGGAAGAAGUCUGCAAGAUCAAGGCUCACAGGAACAAAGUGGUGUAUGAGUGGCAGACUGUGACUGAAAAGAGAGACAAACUACAGAAGACCCUGGAGGAAUCAAACCGAGGUAUCUCAGAACACAAGGACGCCAUCAUGCAGCUUAGCCAGACCCUCAUCUCACGGACAUCCAAGGUGGAAACAAUGCAGCAUGAACUAGAGGAAUACAAGCAAAGACUAGAAGCCCUGAAGAGAGAAAAGGAAGAUCUGAAUAACAAGUUAAGCGGGACCAAAGCAGGAACAUCAAACAUAUUGGACUCCCAGGCCCAGGUAAGGUUCAGCUACAACAACAAACAGGUGCUGCUACAGAAGGAACGCAACGAGUGGGAGAAACUGGAGAAAGAUCUGAUGGAGAAGACAAAAGAACUGGAACAAACUCAAGGACUUCUUAAGCAAUUGAAAGAUGGGAUGGGAACAACAAACCGAGAGAUCCAGAGACUGCAGAUGAAGGGGCAACAGUACAAUGUGGAGGCAGCAGCCAAGGCACACAGGGAGGAGGAGGAGAAGAAGAAGAUGGAGGAGAUAGAACGUGCAAACCGCGCCGCUGAGGAGAUCAAGAGACUACGGGACCAAGAAGCCAAGACGUAAAUAAAGAUGCCUUUGCAGAAGACCCAUUCAAAAAUACAGAAGACCCUUUCAAAUCUGCCGAAGACCCCUUUCAAAGUACCGCAACAACGGAGGACCCGUUUAAAACGUCCGUUGUCGCCAAAAGAAGGUGGAGGGAAGCUGCUUCGGUACCAGGCUAUCUAUAACUUUGAGGCCAGGAAUGACGAUGAGAUGUCAUUGGAACGUGGAGACAUUGUCUUGAUCCCUGAAGUCCAGGAGGAUGCGGAGCCUGGCUGGUUAGGUGGUGAGUGUAAAGGGCGGACCGGCUGGUUCCCAGCAAACUAUGUGGAGAGACUCCCUUCUGAGGAUGGUGAUGUGGAGAGGCCACUCAGCCGCAUCUCUGAAGAUGUGGCCGAAGUGGAACCAGAAGACACAUCCAACCAGAUGACGAGUCUCGGGGUGUCUCAGCCUGAGGCAGAGGCACCCUCUCCAACUCCUGAUCAGGGACAAGCUGCACCUGAGGGUCUCCAAGCACAGGCCCUGUACCCUUGGAGAGCCAAGAAGGAGAAUCACCUCAGCUUCAACAAGAACGAUGUCAUCACAAUCAAGGAGCAAGCAGAAAUGUGGUGGUCAGGAGAGCUGGACGGCAAGGUGGGCUGGUUCCCAAAGUCCUAUGUCAAGCUGAUCUCUGCCCCUGCAAAGAAAGCUAGCCCUGGUUCACAAGCCUCCACCCCCCUGGGACAGGCACCAACCCCCCCACCUCAGGAGGCCAAACCCUCAGUACAGCCUGCAGGAACAGAAUGCAUUGCGUUGUAUACCUACACCUCUGCUGAGCCCGGAGACCUGACCUUCAUGGUGGGAGAGGUCAUCCUGGUCACCAAGCAGGAUGGAGACUGGUGGGAGGGCAGCGCGGGGGAGCGGUCAGGCAUCUUCCCCGCUAACUACGUCAGGGUGAAGGAGGAACAAGACAUUCCCACCAUUACGACUACGGGUGAUGAGCAAAAGGACAUGAUAGCACAGGACAUAACACAGGACGCAAUGGCAACUGAGGAUGAAUGGGAGAAAUUGAGAGAAAUGGAGGAGAUGGGUGUACCUUUUGAGGAGGUGACGCAACAACAGCCUCCUCUGCCAAAGCAACCCAUGCCCAUGGAAGACAAUAUUACCUCCACAAGAUCAACAAAGAGACCAGAGAUAGCCCAGGUUAUAGCUGCGUACCAGGCACAGGGAGAUGAACAACUGUCCCUGUCUCCUGGACAGUUCAUCAAGGUGAAGAAGAAGAGCGGAUCAGGAUGGUGGGAGGGUGAAUUACAGGCCCGUGGACAGAAGCGUCAGGUCGGCUGGUUCCCUGCCAACUAUGUGAAACUGCUGGGUGCUGGGGGAAGUGGGAAGUCCACCCCUACAGACUCCAUCAAGUCAGCCUCCCCCCUCACUGUGUCAACUACCCCCACCAUGUCUGCUGUGCAAGAAGAAAGUGUACCAAGUGCUACAACCUCAGCCUCACCUGCACCUGCACCGGCAGCAGCUACAAGUUUUGACGUGACAGCCAUGUACGACUACAACGCAGGCCAAGAUGAUGAGCUGUCCUUCAAGGCAGGCCAGACGAUAACUGUCAUAGCAAAGGAGGAUGCUGAUUGGUGGAAAGGCACAGUGGAGGGCCGAACUGGGCUGUUUCCAUCCAAUUACGUCCGUCCUCUCUCUGACAGCAGUCAGCAAUGGGCAGCUGAUCUGAAUGUGUUGGAGCCGAUGACACCAAUGGAGAGACAGCGACAGGGACAGAUUCACGAACUCAUCACCACAGAGCAGACAUACGUGGACGAUCUGGCUCUGGUCAUAGAGGUGUACAUGAAACCCAUGAGAGAAGAGGGUAUCCUGACCAAUCAGGAGCUCAACACUCUCUUCAUUAAUAUACAGGAGGUCAAGACCUGCAAUAGCAAGUUCAACAAGGCCCUUAGAGUUAGGAAAAAGAUGAGUGGAGAAGGGAAGGUGAUUCAUAUGAUUGGUGACAUCCUUUGUGAACAGUUGCCCCACAUGACGUCAUACAUCCGGUACUGUAGCUGUCAGCUGAACGCCAGCACAUUUCUACAGGACAAGCACCAGAACGAUCCUGAGUUCAAGGAGUUCUGUCGGAUAGGAACCCAGGACACCAGGACUAAAGGCAUGCCGCUCAGUAGUUUUCUCCUCAAACCCAUGCAGAGAGUCACCAAGUACCCACUCAUGCUCACCAAGAUCCUAAACAACACCCCCGAGACCCACCCCGACCAUGUGAACGUGAAGACGGCGCUGGAGCGUGCUGAGGAGCUCUGUACGCAGGUGAACGAGGGCGUACGGGAGCGGGAAAACUCGGACCGGCUGGAGUGGCUCCAGUCCCACGUCAACUGUGACGGUCUGCCUGAACAGCUCAUCUUCAACUCACUCACCAACUGUCUGGGACCCAGGAAGUUCCUCCACUCAGGAACACUCUUCAAGGUGAAAAGUAACAAGGAACUCCAGGCCUUCCUCUUCAAUGACUUCCUGCUCCUGACAACAUGUUCUAAAUCCAUCAGUGGAGCUCUGUUUAACAGUAAGGCUGACAUCACCUACAGAAUGUACAGACAGCCUAUCUUCCUCAAUGAAGUUAUAGUCAAGCUUCCCACAGACAAAGAAGAUGCAGAUGAGCCAGUAUUUUUCUUAAACCAUGUAGACAAGGUGUACCAGUUUAGGACAGAAAAGGCCAGUGAAAGAAACCAGUGGAUGAAGAUGUUGGAGUCAGCCUCCCAACAGUACAUAGAAACAGAGAGGAAGAAGAGAGAGAAGGCACAUCAAGCACGCCUGCUCCGCUCCACGGGAGUGGGACGGCUGCUCGUAGUCAUACAGGAGGGACACCGCCUGCAACCCUGCAACUCUAAUGGCCGUAGUGACCCUUAUUGCGAGGUGAGCAUGGGAGUGCAGGAGCACAAGACCAAGGUAAUCCCGGGCACCCUGAACCCCAAGUGGAACUCCUCCAUGCAGUUCUUUGUGUACGACAUCGAGCAGGACGUGCUGUGUAUCACUGUGUUUGACAGGGACUUCUUCUCACCAAACGACUUCCUUGGCAGGACGGAGAUCCGUGUUGCAGACAUCUUGAAGGAGCGACAGGAGGGGAAGGGACCGCUGGUCAAGAAACUGGUGCUUCACGAGGUCCCUACAGGGGAGGUACAGGUCAAACUGGACCUGCAGCUGUAUGACAGGAGCAAGUAACCAAGUUACAAACUUUCAAGGUGAAGUGCAUGGAUCAAAAGUGACCUCUAGCAGUUCAAUGAAGGACUGCAGCAUCGUAAUAGACCUGCAGCUGUAUGACAGG